Molecule: messenger RNA, 2517 nt
Organism: Panicum virgatum (switchgrass)
Lineage: Eukaryota; Viridiplantae; Streptophyta; Magnoliopsida; Poales; Poaceae
Product: phosphatidylinositol 4-kinase gamma 4-like
Exons: 4
Coding region: 675-2348 (557 amino acids)
Molecular function (GO): protein binding
Source: RefSeq, a predicted model, not a curated record
UGCCGCCGGGCCCCUUGGGUUCCGCCGCUCCGAAACGCCCCGCCGGCAAGCGGGCGAUUCGAUCGGGAUCCACCGCCCCGCCUGUCGCGGUUGCCAGUAAGAUCGAUUCCUCCACCUCCGUGCGGCCAUUCUUCGGGUCUUUAUUUCCGAAUCCGGUUCCCCUCUUGCGACGUAGUGUGCGGGCGAUCCGUGCAUUGGUUGGAUCGGAUUGGCGACGCCAUUGGUGGGCGCUUCGCAGGUCCCGAUCGGAAACCGAACCCGUGGCGUGGUAGGAUCGGAUCGGAGGCGGACGCCGGAGGGUCUGCCGCUUCUGGCCAAUCUCGCGGCUAUAUCAACUAAACCCUGUUCAGAUGCGCUGUGAUAUUAUUGGAGCCGCAGCGGCAGCGAAAAGAUUCACGGCGCCCUCAUCCAGUCCCACCGGUUCCGGAACAAUUGAAUUAAACUCAAUUGAGGGCGAGAUGGGAUUAUAGGCGCGGGCAUAGGCGUGUAGCGGUGAUCCCCUAGGGUUUCCUUGCUGGCCGGAGGAAACUCUAGGGAUCUUUCUCUUUUUUUCUCCAUGGUUUACACUAGCACAAAUAGUGUAAACAGCUCGGCUCUCGGUUCUACUGGUGUUCCACUCUUAGGGGUUUGUGCCUCCCCGGCGCGACACUGGUUGGGAAUCAACAAAGAAGAAGAUGUCGGCGGCCGGUGUCGCAACGCUCAGCCCCCUGAAGGACCAACUUGCUCUUGUGCCACCAUGUCUGUUUGGGGCGCAGCCACUGGAUUCGAUUCUCAUCUUCCUUGCUGUGCCCGGCAAGCCACUGCUGCCUAUGCGUGUACUGGAUUCGGAGUCUGUCGCCUCUGUCAAGCUCCGGAUCCAGCGGUUCAAGGGCUUUGUCGUGACAAAGCAGAGGCUUGUGUUCGGCGGGCAUGAGCUUACACGCAACAGCUCCCGUGUCAGGGAUUAUGGGCUUGCUGAUGGCAAUGUUGUUCACCUAGUUGUCCGGUUGGCUGAUCUUCGUGCAAUAACAAUCGAGACUGCCAAUGGGAAGAAGUUUAAGUUCCAGGUGGACAGUGGCCGCAAUGUUGGGUACCUCAAGAACAAGAUUGCUGCUGAGACCGGGGAGGAAAUCGAGAGCCUAAAGGAUCAAAGGCUUGUACUUGGUGAUGAGGAGCUCGAGGAUCACCAGUUGAUCACUGAUAUUGCGAAGAAGGGUGAUGUAGUGAUUCACAUGUUUAUCCGUGAGCCAGCAAAGGUGCGAACAAAAACUAUUGAUAAAGAAACUGUGGUUACAGUUGUUACCCCUGAAGACAAAGGAAACAUCCACAUAGAUGCUGCCUUGAACAAUAUAGAACUAGCUAAUCGUGGAGGUGCUCCAGUUGAGCUUAUUGCCGUUAAUAGAAAUGUGCAGUUUUCUCCUGCCAUUACGGAUAUGAUUGGCACAACAAUUGCUGGUCUGGAAAAUGGACACCUUCCUGUCAUGUCAGCAGAAGGUUCAGGGGGAGUCUAUUUUAUGAAGGAUCAGUCAGGUGAAAGCAAUAUUGCAGUGUUCAAGCCUAUAGAUGAGGAACCCAUGGCAGAGAACAACCCCAGGGGCCUUCCUUUGUCAGUUGAUGGUGAGGGGUUGAAAAGGGGCACACGAGUCGGGGAAGGCGCACUAAGAGAGGUAGCGGCAUAUCUUCUGGACCAUCCAAUUGAUGGGUGCAGAUCCCACGAUGGUACAGGAUUUUCUGGCGUACCUCCCACUGCAUUGGUUUGUUCUUUUCAGAUGGGGGAGCUUAAAAUUGGAUCAUUGCAGAUGUUUGUGGAGAAUCAGGGAAGUUGUGAGGAUAUGGGCCCUCAUGCUUUUUCUGUCAAGGAGGUUCAGAAAAUUGCUGUGUUAGAUAUUAGGUUGGCGAAUGCUGAUCGUCAUGCAGGGAAUAUACUAGUGUGCCAAGAUGGAGAUCACAUGCAGUUGGUUCCAAUUGAUCAUGGAUACUGCCUCCCAGAGAAGUUUGAAGAUUGCACGUUUGAGUGGCUCUACUGGCGCCAAGCACGCGAACCCUUCAGUACGGAAACCCUAGCAUACAUCAAAUCACUUGAUGCCAGCAAAGACAUUGCCCUGCUCAAGUUCCAUGGGUGGGAGCUGUCGUCUCAGUGUGCCCGUGUUCUUCAAGUGAGCACCAUGCUCCUGAAGAAGGGUGCAGAGAGGGGGCUUACACCUUACGACAUUGGCAGCAUCUUGUGCAGGGAAACGGUGAAUAAAGAAUCUGAAAUUGAGGCCCUGAUCGAAGAAGCAGAGGACUCUGUCCUUCCAGAGACCAGCGAGGAAACCUUCUUGGAGACAGUAUCAGAGAUCAUGGACCGUCUUCUCGAUAACAUGCUGUAAAAUUACCAUGUGUAUCCAUUGAUUGCAUCGAGCUGUAGAUUUUUAAGUUUAGAAGUCUAUCUCAAUAACGAGCUAGGACGUUCUAGCCUUUUACAUUUUCCAACAAUACUUUGUGAAUAUAUAUUCUGAAAUAAAAUCAUCCAAAGUCUCAGCAGUAUUUUACAAACCA